Thecamonas trahens ATCC 50062 is the source of this 2723-nucleotide messenger RNA. RefSeq lists its product as uncharacterized. Bases 1 to 1938 code for a protein of 645 amino acids. The transcript is spliced from 2 exons. The record is from RefSeq and is a predicted model, not a curated record. Lineage: Eukaryota; Apusomonadida; Apusomonadidae.
AUGACCAUAUACCGGGCGUAUCUGCUGCGUAAGGCCGACGAGGCACUUGGGACGCCAUCGGGCUGGGCUGGACGAAGCGCUGGACGGGCAACAGGACGGGGUAGUGGUAGUGCGGAGCAGUUCCGAGACUCGCCGACGUCUGCAGCGGCGGCGACCAACGCAUCGCCACUGCCGAACCUCUCGUCGGUGCUCUCGCUCUCGGCGCUCUCGCCGUCGCCGUCGCCACCUACAUCGGGCGCGGUGGGCCGGACCCACUCAUCACCGGCACUGGCAAGCUCGCCACUACGGACGGUGGCUUUUGGCAGGUCGCGGAGCCGGGCGCUGAAGAUGGGCGGGCGGGGGAGCCCGCUGGCGGCGGGCGCGGCGACAGGUGCGCCUGGCAGCGCGGAUGAGGUGCUCGGCCGCGUCCUGCUGGCUAUCCGGUUUGACGCCGCCGGUGUUGCGCAUCGGGUGCCGCGCUCAAGCGACACAUCGACCGGGCCCGAUGAUGCGUCACUUACAGACAUGCUGAGCAUCCCACACUCGCGACUGACAACGGCGGUGACCCGGCGCGGAGUGUGGGUGCAGGCUGCAGCGGGUGCAGGGAGUGCCACACUGCCGCAUGCCCUCGGCGCACACAUUGUGCAUGGGACCAAGGUCUCGCUUAUAGUGCUCGCUGACGGUGACGCGCAUGGAGUUACCGAAGACGGCGCUGCAGUGCUAGAAGUGCUCGACGCGGAGCUGGCGUCACUGGCGCGGCCGACCCAAUUCCGCGAGCUCGAUCCGCCAUCGCCGGUCUUUCUCGACUUUGCGCGGAUGUUGCUACUGCUGGCGUUUACACGGGAUCCCGUUCUCGCCCACGCCCGCGUCUCUUUGGUAGCCGGUGGCGGCGGGGCAGGGUACGGCGGCGGCGGCGGGUGCGACGACGCAAUUUCGUGGGCAUCGCACUCGAGCUCAUCGAGCGGCGGCGGCGAGGGCGCGUCCAGCUCUGUGGCCGGGGCGUUCUCGCUGGCAUCUCUGGUGGACACGCUCAGUAAGCUCGGGGUGACGCCUGGGGUGUUUUGGACUGCAGAGGAGGCUGCGACGGUGCGGACAACGUCGGCGUCUUGGAUGCUGUUUCAGACCGAGGUCUUUCACGAGGCCGACGACGAGCGGUCGUCGCCGGCGCUGAGCAAGUUUGUGGACGUCCUGCUCCGUGAGGCCGAGGCGGCUGCGGCCGGCGAACCGUCGCUCUGGCUGCUGACGCUGGCUGAGAUGGCGAUUUACUUUGGCAAAGACGAGACGGUGGACGAAGUGGUCAAGUUUGUACGGCUUGCGGCCAACACCGGGCUGGUUCGCGUGGAGACUGCGGUGGCGGUGUCGGACGUGUUUGUGCCGACGCCGCGCGGACUCGCGCUCUGUACACCCGAGUGGUGGGAGGCGUUCGGCCAGCGAAGCGAUCUGCCGCUCGGCUAUGCGACGGCCGGCCAGGUCCUCCUUGACCUGCUGCUCACACGAUACGAGUGCAUCCAGAGCGUUGCGGCGCGACUCCGGCGGCGACUGCCUCGGCUCGGGCUGGACGUGGCGGGGGUGAUGGCGCUGGUGGAGAUGCUGGUGGCGGAGCGGGUGGUGAAGCGGGUGUACAUGGUGCCAUUCAUCGAUUUUAUGCGGUUCUUCCGCGACUGUACGCUCUCGGGGGUGCAUCCAGACAUGAUGCAGCGGCUGCUGCAGCUCGAGCCGUACUUUGAGCACGCGUCGGCGCGGCGGUACACCCUCGAGGAGCUGCUGGCGCUGGUCAACCUGCGGGCGGGCGCAAACCCGCCGCUUACUUUCGAGACGCUAGUCGGCGACUUGGACUCGCUCGACAUCUCGCUCUCGUGGUUUGUGCUCGACGACGCCGGUGUUCUCGUCCCGGCCUCCACUGUCGCUCUCAAUGGCUCCUCGGUCGACUGCUCUUGGGCGGCAUGCUGCAGGCGAUGAUUUCUCCCCCGCCCUACCUAGCUCGACUCAAAGUCAAACGGCAACGACGACGAGUCAGUAGCCGACUCUUCACCGUCGCCAUCGCCGUCGCCGUCGGCUGAUCCGGAUCCGUAUGACCCGGAGCCUGACGACGACGAUGACGAUGACGACGACGUUGCUCUCUUUUUCUUCUUGCGCCUUGAGCGGUCUUUGCUUUUGGGCGUGACCCGCUUGGGCUUGGGCUUGGGCUUGGAUUGUUUGGACUUGGAUUGUUUGGACUUGGCCUUCUUGGACUUGGCCUUCUUGGUCUUUGCCUUCUUGGACCUGGUAACCUUGGGCUUGGCAACCUUAGGCUUGGUGACCUCGGCCUUGACCUUACCCUUACUCUUACCCUCACGCUUUCCCUCACGCUUUCCCUCACGCUUGCCCUCACGCUUGCCCUUGCCCUUCCUCUUCUCCUUGCCCGUGCCCUUGCUCUCGCGAUCGGGCUCGGUCUCGUCGUCAGCUGUUGCCUCGUACCGCUGCCGACGGCGGCGGCCGCGCCCAAAAACGCACCGACUUGCCGUCCGUCCUGAUAUCCGCCAAGAGCCUUGUCGUACAUGGCGAGAGGCUGCCAGCCCGACUCGGCUACCACCAGGGUGGCAACUGAUCUAGAGCCAACGCCGGGCGUGGGACGGACAGUUGACGAUGCAUCGCCUGACGGAUUGGUCGAGUCGGUCAACGACUGCUCCGAACUUGACGAGCUCUUUGUGCGGAAUUGCUUGACGGCCGACUUUGGAUACUUUGUAAACUCGACCAUGGCCUUC